AUGUACUUUACGCCGAAGUCUCAAGAGGCUCAGCCGCGCCCUAUUGUCACGGCGGUGGACGGCAGCAAGUUCCCGGACUCGCUGAACGACCCUUCUCAAGUACCGACUUCCAUUUCAGACUCGGAGGGAACUCUUCCCAAGGCUCAGAUGACUUCUACUCCUCCGACUUUUGUGGAUGACAUUGUGAAGAAUGUGACGAGCGUCUUUGACGGCAACCAGACAUGGUGCGACAAGUGCAAGGCAGCGCUCCCUAUUGGCAAGAAGCUUGCCCUUGCCAAGCCUGGUGCCAUCCCUGGUGUCUUGAUUGACCUGUGUAAAAAGUACAACUACCAUCGCUACGGCAAGAACCCUGACAACAACCUUACUUCGCUGCCGGAUGGCCGCGCAAACCAGUUCAGCUGGGACUGGGAUUACAUCUCGAAACUGUGGCACAAUGAAGGCUGGAUCAACUCGACGACUGCCAAUGAAGUGCGUACGCACUAUGGUGGUUACUCUAUUACGCCCCGCCAAGGCCUCCGCGUAAUCACGUUCAACACGGACUUCUGGUACAACGGCAACGCGUUUGCAUUUAUUAAUACUUCGAACCCUGACGUGUCUGGUGUCUUGCGCUUUGUCACUGACGAGCUUCAGGCUGCGGAGGACGCUGGCCAGCGUGUUUGGGUUGUAGGGCAUGUCCUGCCCGGUUGGGACGGUUACUCGUCCCUCGACCGCCCUACUAACCUGUUCUACCAGAUUGUGACCCGUUAUUCGCAUACUAUUGCUGCGAUGUUCUUCGGACAUACUCAUGAAGAUCAAUUCGCCGUGUAUUACCACAACACGAAUGGAAACUCGAGCAGUGCCUCGCGCAAGACGGAGGAUGCUGUUGCUAUUUCGUACAUUUCGCCUUCAAUUACUCCGCUAACCAACAUGAACCCGGGUAUCCGUGUCCUUGAGGUCGAUCCCGAAACAUAUGAAGUGGUCGACUACGCCCAAUACUACACCCCGCUGCAGAAAGUCCAAAAGGAGAAGGAGACGAAGAAUGGGCUUGUGUGGUACCAUUUGUACUCGGCCCGUGCAACCUAUGGCGAUUUUAAGGGAAGUGUGGCCGCUGGGAACUACAGCAACGUGGUGCAGCUUAAUGGAACCAAGUGGCCCAGUGAUGCUCCCCUCAACGCCACCUUCUGGUCUGCUGUGGCUGAUGAGGUCGAGACGAGGCCCGAGUUGGCUCACAAUGGCACCAAGAUUCAGAUAGGGAACAAAGUCACGGCGGCCGCGGCAGUUGAGUCACCGGAGCUAGAGUCCGACGAAGACGAGGAGUCAGAGCUGCUCGACUUCGACGAGCUAGAGUCCGACGACGACGAGGGCGAGCUGCUGGAGCUGCUCGACUUCGACGAGCUAGAGUCCGACGACGACGAGGGCGAGCUGCUAGAGCUGCUCGACUUCGAUGAGCUCGAGUCCGACGACGAGUCCGAGCUGCUCGACUUCGACGAGCUAGAGUCCGACGACGACGAGGGCGAGCUGCUGGAGCUGCUCGACUUCGACGAGCUAGAGUCCGACGACGACGAGGGCGAGCUGCUAGAGCUGCUCGACUUCGAUGAGCUCGAGUCCGACGACGAGUCCGAGCUGCUCGACUUCGACGAGCUAGAGUCCGAAGACGACGAGUCCGAGCUGCUCGACUUCGACGAGCUAGAGUCCGACGACGACGAGGGCGAGCUGCUAGAGCUGCUCGACUUCGACGAGCUCGAGUCCGACGACGACGAGGGCGAGCUGCUAGAGCUGCUCGACUUCGACGAGCUAGAGUCUGAAGACGACGAAGGCGCGCUGCUGGAGCUGCUCGACUUCGACAAGCUAGAGUCCGAAGACGAUGGGCUCGAAGAGCUAGAAGACGAGGCAGGGACAGCGGCGCUAGUCGAGUUGGCCGACGACGUAGGAGCAACCGAAGUCGAGUUAGCCGACGACGACGGGGCAACCGAAGUCGAGUUGGCCGACGACGACGGGGCAACCGAAGUCGAGUUGGCCGACGACGUAGGAGCAACCGAAGUCGAGUUAGCCGACGACGACGGGGCAACCGAAGUCGAGUUGGCCGACGACGUAGGAGCAACCGAAGUCGAGUUAGCCGACGACGACGGGGCAACCGAAGUCGAGUUGGCCGACGACGUAGGAGCAACCGAAGUCGGGUUGGCCGACGACGUCGGGGCAACGCUGUCCGACGACGAGCCACCAGUGGGGAUCGGGACCACAACACCAGUGGAGUUCGUGGACGAAGCCGGGGUCGCCGAGCUCGAGUCAGCCGACGACUUAGACGAUUCCGAAGCAAUCGACGACGACACCGAGGCCGCAGGAGUGCUCUUCGACGAGGCAAUCGAAGCGAUCGACGACGACUGA
This is a messenger RNA of Malassezia japonica, 2364 nucleotides long. RefSeq lists its product as uncharacterized. Lineage: Eukaryota; Fungi; Basidiomycota; Malasseziomycetes; Malasseziales; Malasseziaceae. The transcript has 6 exons. The record is from RefSeq and is a predicted model, not a curated record. Gene Ontology annotation, molecular function: phosphoric diester hydrolase activity. Bases 1 to 2364 code for a protein of 787 amino acids.